Messenger RNA from Aspergillus alliaceus, 1961 nucleotides. RefSeq names its product putative 60S ribosome biogenesis protein Rrp14. The transcript is spliced from 3 exons. The record is from RefSeq and is a predicted model, not a curated record. Gene Ontology annotation, molecular function: RNA binding; DNA binding. Gene Ontology annotation, cellular component: nucleolus. Gene Ontology annotation, biological process: ribosomal large subunit biogenesis; ribosomal small subunit biogenesis. NCBI's taxonomy places the organism in Eukaryota, Fungi, Ascomycota, Eurotiomycetes, Eurotiales, Aspergillaceae. The coding region runs from base 1 to 1581 and encodes 526 amino acids.
AUGGAUGAUAUCGAGGAACGGUUGCGAAGCCAUGCCCAGGCGUUCGAUGGCCUGCUGUCGUUGAUUCCGGCAAAAUAUUAUUAUGGGGAGGAUGGUAGUGACCAAUGGAAACGCAAGAAGCAGACGAAGGAGGAAGCUCGUGAGGCGAAACGGGCGAAAUUGGAUCCUGAUGCCGCGAAGACUGCCAAGGACGUGAUGGAAGAGAACGCCCGGAAACGUAAGCGUCAAGAAGGACAAACCGAAAGUGCGUCGUCUGAGGAUGAAGAGAUGGGCUCCGAACUCCCCAAAGAAGGUCUGAAGCGGGCCGAUGCUACGACAAAGAAGCAGAAGCAAUCUGAAGAUUCGGCCAAGUCGGAAGAAGCAGAAGUCCGUAAGAAACUGAAGGAGGAGAAAAAGGCACAGAAGAAGGAGCAACAAAAAGAGAAGAGAAAGGUCAAAGAAGCCAUUAAGAAGGAAAAGCUAAAGGAGCAACAAGAUAAAGAGGUUAAAAUCCCCGCGGCUGAUAAUAUGGAGAAGCCAGAGUAUAAGCCUGCAAUUGAUAUGAAAAAGGAGCAAGAACAAUCACCUGCAAAGGAUGGUGAUGGCGAUGACGAGGUUGAUGGAGAAGAUGCCGACGGCCUCUCACUCGAGUUCAACCCAGAGUCAACAGAACAGUCUUCCACGUCUUCCACUCCCAACUCCCCAGGCUUUGAUGCUUCUGCCCUUCAAUCGGGCAGUUCUUCAAUAUCUUCCAUUGUUCCACCUUCUGCUCCUAACGAUUCUUCUAAGAACUCAUCCGAAGCAAAGCCUCUCAAACCCACACCCGAAGAAAUGAAACAACGACUACAAAAGCGUCUGGACGAGCUCCGCGCAGCUCGUCAUGCAGACGGCUUGAACGGCAGACCCGCAAGAAACCGCCAAGAGCUGAUCGAGGCCCGCAGACAAAAGGCAGAACAACGCAAGGCACACAAGAAAGAACUACGACAGAAGGCCAAGGAGGAAGAGCAACGGUUGAAGGACGAAGCAUUGGCCCGUCGCUUUUCUCCCGGUGGCUCAGGCUCUCUCCUCGCGUCACCGCGCUCCCCAGCUGACUCGGUGGGUUCCAGCGCCGCCAACUACUCUUUCGGUCGUGUCAUCUUCGCAGAUGGCCAAGCUGCCGAUCCCAGCCUGCAGAACGUGCGUGAUCAGCCCAAGCGUCACGGUGCUCAGGACCCCGCUUCGGCCCUGAAAGCCGCCGAAGCCAAGAAGGCCCGACUACAAGGCAUGGACGAUGAAAAGCGGGCCGAGAUCGAAGAGAAAGAUAUGUGGUUGAACGCCAAGAAGCGUGCUCACGGUGAACGAGUGCGUGACGACACUUCACUCCUCAAGAAGGCCCUCAAGCGCAAGGAAUCCGCCAAGAAGAAGUCCGAGCGUGAAUGGAAAGAGCGCUUAGAUACCGUCCGGAAGGGCAAGGAAAUGAAACAACAGAAGCGCGAGGACAACCUCCGUAAACGCCGUGAAGAAAAAGGCAACAAAGGCAAGAAGUCUACUGCCGGAGGCAAAAAGAAAGCUAGACCCGGUUUUGAGGGAAGCUUCAAGGGAAAAUCCGGUGGGAAGAAAUGAACAGUGACUAGUAUGUAAUACCAACUUAUGUACCCAAAACCAAGAGACGAGCAUUCGCUCCGCGCGAACAAAAGCAGCCAAUGGUAAAAGUAAAUUUGAGGAAUGUGGGAACUGGUGUUUGGGCUUCUUUAGGGGGAUAUCUUGUUUUUUUGUGCAUAUGUGCAUAGGUAGCGAUUUACCUGUUGAUAUUGAUAAAUUUCAAAGGGGUUCUCUUGGUUCCAUCCCCUUUUGUUUUGUUGGGGUCAGUAGAGAUUGGAAACAAAAAAGAAAAAGAGAAAAGGCACUCUUAGAUUUAUUCCCUAACAAAACAGUGUAGAAGAUAACAAACCAUGCGGGAUUUCCCUCCAACAUCAAGACAAUAAAAAGACAUAAAAAAGACA